GCGGUUGGCUCCAGAGCAACUUUUCCCCUCCAACAACCGCAGUCCCGUUUGUUGUAUUCCAGUUCGUUGAAUCAAGGUCGAUCAUCUCGUGAAUUGCCAUGUCGGAAAGGCCCCCAAGCGUAUUUCGGCGCUUGCGCAGAAAGUUCAAGACCGAAAAGGAUCCCGUGAAUGGUUCCAAGCUUUCCACAGCCUCUACGCCUACGGUCCAGAAUAGAGACGCGUCUCCCUCUUGCACAUCAGUACAUCCCACUGCUUUACAGCAAACUGAUUCAGUCGACAUCGACAAUGGCCCCAAGCUUCCUCAAGCAAAGGAGCCCAAUUUGGAAACUCUUCCUUCUAAUGCAGCAGAGCGACUUUGGGAUGAAGCUUAUGAUGCCAUUAAGCAUGAAGACGCCAAACUUGCCGAGGGGUAUGAGAGAAUUCUUUCUCAAUAUCUACAGGGUCACGGCUCCACCACAGAUUCAGAUACGUCACCUCCAAACGCCAUUAUUGCAGAGAGUCCAGAUGCGCGACGGCAGCAAAUGAAUGAGCUUAUCCGCCUGGGCCUUGAUAAAACGGCACGAGAGGCCAAAGUGAAAGAUGGCCUUGGGACAGCGAUGGGAAUUGUCCUUUCUUUAAAGGACAUGGUUAGUACGGCCAUAUCAGCCGUUCCACAAGCCUCGAUUGCCUGGUCUGGUGUAUGCGUUGCUUUGGGAGUAAGUGAGACUGCCUCAAAUCGCGAUGGGAUCGAAUACGUCAUUACUCGCAUCAGAUAGUAUGGAAAUGUUUCCAGUGUGCUAAUUAAUGAAAGCACUCUUGACGGCGCGGCCUUGUCCAGAAUGAAGAGUGAGCUUGAGAAACGGCUGGUCGAGCUCUACAAAGCUCUGCUCCUGUAUCAAAUGAAGAGUGUUUGCUCGUACCACAGAAACCGUGGCUACGGAUUCUUGCGGGAUUUAAUAAAGCUUGAUAACUGGGCAGUCAGUGUCCAAAAUAUACAGAAAGCUGAAGACAGCUUACGCCAGGAUGCUGAGGUAUACGGCAGCCAACAGUCCCGAUCACGCCUC
Trichoderma harzianum CBS 226.95 is the source of this 1043-nucleotide messenger RNA. RefSeq lists its product as hypothetical. The coding region runs from base 99 to 755 and encodes 218 amino acids. The record is from RefSeq and is a predicted model, not a curated record. The transcript has 2 exons. Lineage: Eukaryota; Fungi; Ascomycota; Sordariomycetes; Hypocreales; Hypocreaceae.